AUGCCUGUUGUAUGGCCAACCCUUCUGGAUCUCAGCAGGGAUGAAUGCAAAAGGAUCCUUCGAAAAUUGGAAUUGGAGGCAUAUGCUGGAGUUAUCAGUGCCCUGCGGGCACAGGGGGACCUCACGAAGGAAAAGAAAGAUCUUCUUGGGGAACUCUCAAAAGUUCUUAGUAUUUCAACAGAACGCCAUCGUGCUGAAGUGCGGAGAGCAGUAAAUGAUGAACUGUUAACAACAAUUGCACAUAAAAUGAAUUUAUCCUUAUAUUUGGGUGAGAGACCAAGUUACAGUAUGUCUGGACCCAAUAGCUCUUCAGAAUGGUCUAUUGAAGGUCGUCGACUAGUACCACUGAUGCCCCGGCUAGUUCCCCAAACUGCCUUCACUGUCACAGCUAAUGCUGUUGCCAAUGCAGCUAUCCAGCACAAUGCAUCUCUUCCAGUGCCUGCAGAAACAGGAAGCAAAGAAGUAGUGGUUUGUUAUUCCUACACGAGUACCACGUCAACCCCAACCUCCACCCCAGUUCCAAGUGGCAGCGUUGCAACGGUAAAGUCACCGAGACCUGCCAGUCCUGCCUCCAAUGUAGUUGUUUUGCCAAGUGGAAGUACUGUUUAUGUCAAAAGUGUUAGCUGUUCAGAUGACGAUGAAAAGCCCAGAAAAAGAAGACGAACAAAUUCGUCUAGUUCUUCCCCUGUUGUUUUAAAGGAAGUUCCCAAGGCUGUCGUUCCUGUCUCUAAGACUAUUACUGUGCCUGUAAGUGGCAGCCCCAAGAUGAGCAAUAUCAUGCAGAGCAUCGCCAACUCCUUACCUCCCCACAUGUCUCCUGUGAAAAUCACCUUCACAAAGCCCUCCACUCAGACGACCAACACAACGACACAGAAGGUGAUCAUUGUGACUACAUCACCAAGCUCAACCUUUGUACCCAACAUUCUUUCGAAAUCUCAUAAUUAUGCUGCAGUCACUAAACUGGUCCCCACAUCAGUCAUUGCCUCCACAACUCAGAAGCAACCUGUGGUCAUAACUGCUUCCCAGUCCUCUUUGGUCAGUAGCAGCAGCAGUGGCAGCAGUAGUUCCACUCCAUCCCCCGUUCCUAAUACCAUUGCCGUAACAGUCGUGGUGUCCUCAACACCGUCUGUGGUUAUGUCAACAGUAGCACAAGGGGUAUCCACAUCAGCAAUUAAGGUGGCAUCAACCAGACUUCCUUCCCCUAAAAGCUUGGUGGCCACCCCCACUCAAAUUCUAGCACAAUUCCCUAAACAACAUCAACAAUCCCCGAAACAGCAACUACAUCAAGUUCAGCAACAGACCCAGCAGCAGUUGGCCCAGCCCACAGCAAUAUCUCAUCAACAACAGCCUCAGCAGUCUCAGUUACCACCUGGAAUCAAACCCACCAUCCAAAUCAAACAGGAAUCAGGUGUUAAAAUUAUCACUCAGCAAGUUCAGCCAAGUAAAAUCCUCCCUAAACCAGUCACAGCAACACUGCCCACUAGUAGCAAUUCACCUAUUAUGGUGGUAAGCAGCAAUGGGGCAAUUAUGACAACUAAAUUGGUUACCACUCCUACUGGUACACAGGCAACCUAUACUCGACCAACAGUCAGCCCUUCAAUAGGGGCUCGAAUGACUGCAACCCCUGGAGCUGCUACCUAUGUGAAAACCACCAGUGGCAGCAUCAUUACAGUAGUACCCAAAUCAUUAGCUACCUUGGGGGGCAAGAUAAUUAGCAGCAACAUAGUCUCUGGAACGACCACCAAAAUCACCACCAUCCCAAUGACUUCCAAGCCCAAUGUGAUUGUUGUGCAAAAGACCACAGGAAAAGGAACGACCAUUCAAGGCCUCCCAGGCAAAAACGUUGUCACAACAUUGCUAAACGCUGGAGGGGAAAAGACCAUUCAGGCAGUGCCAGCAGGAGCAAAACCAGCUAUCAUCACUGCUACAAGACCCAUCACGAAAAUGAUUGUGACUCAGCCGAAAGGAAUAGGCUCUACGGUUCAGCCAGCAGCUAAAAUCAUCCCAACAAAAAUUGUUUAUGGGCAGCAAGGCAAAACACAGGUUCUCAUCAAACCAAAACCAGUGACAUUUCAAGCCACAGUUGUUAGUGAGCAGACAAGGCAGCUGGUGACAGAAACCUUACAGCAAGCCUCCAGGGUUGCCGAGGCUGGAACUGCAUCUGUUCAAGAGGUGAAAGAAGAACCACAGAGCUAUACAGACAGUAGCUCCUCUUCUACUGAAUCUUCCCAAAGUUCUCAAGAUUCCCAGCCUGUAGUUCAUGUAAUUGCUUCCCGGCGUCAGGAUUGGUCAGAACAUGAGAUUGCAAUGGAGACUAGUCCUACUAUAAUUUAUCAGGAUGUAUCCAGUGAAUCGCAGUCAGCUACUUCAACAAUCAAAGCUCUCUUAGAACUCCAGCAGACAACAGUGAAGGAGAAAUUGGAAUCCAAACCAAGACAAGCCACUAUUGACUUGAGUCAAAUGGCAGUUCCUAUUCAAAUGGCCCAAGAAAAGCGGCGCUCUCCUGAGAGUCCGUCAAUCGCUGUGGUGGAGUCAGAGCUUGUCACUGAGUAUAUCACCACUGAACGCACUGAUGAGGGAACAGAGGUUGCUUUUCCCCUUCUAGUUAGCCAUCGUUCCCAGCCCCAUCAGCAGUCCUCCCAGCCCCAGCGGACUCUGCUUCAGCAUGUGGCCCAGUCUCAAACAGCUACACAGACUUCGGUGGUGGUCAAGUCCAUCCCUGCAUCAUCUACAGGCGCCAUUACCCACAUCAUGCAGCAGGCUUUAAGCAGUCAUACAGCUUUUACCAAACACAGUGAGGAACUUGGAACUGAGGAAGGCGAGGUAGAAGAGAUGGACACUUUAGACCCUCAGACAGGUCUGUUUUAUAGAUCAGCUCUGACUCAGUCACAAGCCCCCAAACCACAGAAGCCCCAACUGGAGCCAGCUCAACUGCAAGUGAAAACCCUUCAGUGCUUCCAGACUAAACAGAAGCAAACUAUCCACCUGCAGGCUGAUCAGCUCCAGCAUAAACUCCCGCAGAUGCCCCAGCUUUCCAUCAGACACCAAAAGCUUACCCCUCUUCAACCAGAGCAAGCACAGAUCAAGGCCGAGGUGCAGCACAGCCAGCAUCACCCGGGGGCCAAAGAAAGGCAGCUCCCCACGCUAAUGGCACAGCCCCAGCAGACUGUAGUACAGGUUUUGGCUGUGAAAACCACGCAGCAGCAGCAGCAGCAGCUCCCCAAACUCCAGCAGGCACCGAAUCAGCCAAAAAUCUACGUGCAGCCCCAGCCCCCGCCCCCUCAGGGCCCCCUGCAGCUCCCCGCAGCUUCUGAGAAACAGCCAGCGAGCCAGGUGGAGCAGCCAGUUAUAACUCAAGGAUCCUCUGUUACAAAGAUAACCUUUGAGGGGCGGCAGCCUCCCACUGUUACAAAGAUAACUGGUGGCAAUUCUGUGCCUAAGCUGGCAGUGCCAGUUACAGGCAUAUCUCCCAUGCAGGCAUCUGAGAAGACAGCAGUCUCAGACAUUUUGAAAAUGUCUAUGAUGGAAGCUCAGAUUGACACAAAUGUAGAACAUAUGGUAGUGGAUUCCCCCAACAAGGCAAUUGCCACUAAUAAACUCCCUGGUGAAGCAGACUCGUCACCCUCUACCCAGGUGGUGGCAGUAGGGCUGGCGACUUCCACUCCCCAGCAACAGAAAUGUAGAGAAGCCUGUUCAAGUCCUUCUGCUAUUGGUCCAUCUUUAACAACACGGAAAAUUGAAGCACCAGGAGUACCUGCAACAGGCCAGUUCAUACGUAUUCAGAAUAUAGGCCAAAAGAAAGCUGAAGAGAGCCCUGCAGAAAUUAUUAUCCAGACUAUCCCUCAGUAUUCCAUUCCUUGUCACUCCAGCUCCAAUGUGGUGGUAGAACCCAGUGGGUUUCUUGAACUCAAUAACUUCACUAGUCAGCAGCUGGAUGAAGACGAGACGGUAUUGGAGCAGGACUUGGACAGCAGCACAGAGGAGGGAACAGAACCCAGCCCUUCUCAAAAUUCAGCCGAACGGUCCUAGUGUUUUGGACACCAGAGUGCACUUUAAAACCUGCUGGGUUCUCUUCCCAGGUGUCCAGGGAAUUCCUUGUAUUUUGUUGUAUAAAGAAAGCACUUUGCAAUUAGUUAUGCCAUGGAUCCUGAAAUGACAGGUGCGUUUCACCAAGAUGUUGCUGCCAGAGCACCAUUUUAAAACUUGAGUUGAAACUCACAAGGGUAGAAUGUCCUUUUUUAAAAAAGAAAAAAAGAAUUAAAUAAAAAAGGAAAAGGAAAAAAAUCUGCAACAACUUAAGACCUUCUUAGUAAAAACUUCUCUUGGACUAUAACCAGAUAGAAAACUUUGUCCUGCAGUGAAGAGAGACUUUUCCUGUUUUUGUUUCUCAGUUGGCAUCUGCUAAACAAAACACCAUUGGAAAGGACUGUGAAUGGACAUUGUGUUUUAGAAAAAGCACACCAGGGACAGUUUUAAAUCUCUCUUUUUUUUUUC
Molecule: messenger RNA, 4494 nt
Organism: Gracilinanus agilis (Agile Gracile Mouse Opossum)
Lineage: Eukaryota; Metazoa; Chordata; Mammalia; Didelphimorphia; Didelphidae
Gene: EMSY
Product: EMSY transcriptional repressor, BRCA2 interacting
Exons: 21
Coding region: 1-4029 (1342 amino acids)
Biological process (GO): regulation of DNA-templated transcription
Cellular component (GO): nucleoplasm
Source: RefSeq, a predicted model, not a curated record